CCAUAAAGAAAAAAUUGCAGCCUAUAAACAAACUGAUCAGUCUUCCCCGUCGUUCCCCAGGACAUUUUAUCCUUCAACCAUAGCUGCCUAGUUAGGUAGCUAUAUAUUUAUUUAAUAUAUUUGAAAUGGGUUUUUUUUUUGGAAGUAGGAGAUUUGCUGACCUGGCUUUAAAAAGAAACAGAAUUUCUGUAUUAUAUUCCAAGUCUAAUUGCCCUUUUGAAAACCUUGCAUUUGAAGAUUACGUAUACGAGAAAAUAUCGUUUAGUAGAGACGAAAAGUUGUUAUUUUUAUGGAGAAAUAAACCCACUAUCGUCAUUGGUAGACAUCAAAAUACAUGGAAUGAAAUAAAUCUACGUCUUGCUGAUACAAUGCAGGUAAGUAUAUGCAGACGCAAAAGUGGUGGAGGAGCAGUGUACCAUGACCUUGGUAACCUAAAUCUGACAUUUUUUACAAAUCGCUCUGAUUAUAACAGAAGGGAAAAUCUUAAUUUUAUUAUUACAGCUUUAAAUGAAAUGAACAAUAUUGAUCUUUCUCUUAAUACAAAAGAUGAUAUUUUACUUAAUAAUAGAUUUAAAGUAUCAGGUACUGCUGCAAAACUUGGGCUUAAGACGGCCUAUCAUCACUGCACAUUACUUUGCAACACAAAUUUAAAAUCACUUUCUGGAUUACUUAAAAGGUCAUUUGGAGAUAUUGAAACAAAUGCAACACAAAGUGUGCGUUCAGAAACUGCCAACAUUUUUGACAUUGAUUAUAGUUUUUCAGAAUUAUGCGAAUGGUUUUGUCUUCAAUAUGAGAAUUUACACUACCAAGGAAUAAAGCUUCAAGCAGUGAAUCCUUUAGAAUUCCCAACAGUGUCAGAAAGAGUCAAAGAACUUAAAAGUUGGGAGUGGAUUUAUGGUAAAAGCCCAAAGUUUUGUGUUUCACAUACAAUUGCUUUAAAAGACCCAUUGCCAUAUAAGAUAUUGUUUACCAUUGAUAAAGGUUUAAUAGCAGACGUUAAAGUUCAAUCUGAACAGCAAAAUGGUGAUGUAAGUGAUGUUAAUACAAUUGUACAGAACUUGAUUGGUGUAAAGUUUAGAAAAGAAGACAUAUUGUCUGCGUUGAACGCAACUUUAACAUCUAGUUUUAAUUCACAUAAAUGUAAAAAACAAAUUUCAAAUUGGGUAUUCUAAUUUUUA
This is a messenger RNA of Hydractinia symbiolongicarpus, 1178 nucleotides long. RefSeq names its product lipoyltransferase 1, mitochondrial-like. Gene Ontology annotation, molecular function: lipoyltransferase activity. Lineage: Eukaryota; Metazoa; Cnidaria; Hydrozoa; Anthoathecata; Hydractiniidae. Gene Ontology annotation, cellular component: mitochondrion; cytoplasm. The coding region runs from base 126 to 1172 and encodes 348 amino acids. The record is from RefSeq and is a predicted model, not a curated record. The transcript has a single exon. Gene Ontology annotation, biological process: protein lipoylation.